CCGCUGGCCCGGUGAGUCAGUGCAUGUGCGGGGCUGAAGAAGGAAAGAAAAGGCUCCCAGCGCCCCAGCCCCACGCUCGCUGAAUACCAAGCUGCAGGCGAGCUGCCGGGUGUUUUUUUUUUUUUUUUUUUUUUUCCUCCUCCAAUUCAGAGUAGAGGAGCCACACUGAUUUCUUUGCAGGGGAGGGGAGGGGCCGGGCAAGGGGUCCCAAGUCGCACACAAGUCUUCGCUGCCAUGGGGGCCGUCAUGGGCACCUUCUCGUCUCUGCAAACCAAACAAAGGCGACCUUCUAAAGAUAAGAUUGAAGAUGAGCUGGAGAUGACCAUGGUUUGCCAUCGGCCUGAGGGACUGGAGCAGCUGGAGGCCCAGACCAAUUUCACCAAGAGGGAGCUGCAAGUUCUUUAUCGAGGCUUCAAAAAUGAGUGUCCCAGUGGUGUGGUCAAUGAAGAAACAUUCAAGCAGAUCUACGCUCAGUUUUUCCCUCAUGGAGAUGCCAGCAUGUAUGCCCAUUACCUCUUCCACGCCUUCGACACCACCCAGACAGGCUCCGUGAAGUUCGAGGACUUUGUAACUGCUCUGUCGAUUUUACUGAGAGGAACCGUCCAUGAGAAGCUAAGGUGGACAUUUAAUUUGUAUGACAUCAAUAAAGAUGGAUACAUAAACAAAGAGGAGAUGAUGGACAUUGUCAAAGCCAUCUAUGACAUGAUGGGGAAAUACACAUAUCCCGUGCUCAGAGAAGACACUCCAAGGCAGCACGUGGAUGUCUUCUUCCAAAAAAUGGACAAAAAUAAAGAUGGCAUCGUGACUUUAGACGAAUUUCUUGAAUCCUGUCAGGAGGAUGACAACAUCAUGAGGUCCCUCCAGCUAUUCCAAAAUGUCAUGUAACUGUGAACCCAGCCAUCUGGCUCUCAGAGACGUUGUACUGAACAACCACUUCUUAACACCUUGCUCUGCCCUCGUUCUGAUUUUACACACCGACUCUUGGGACAGAAACACCUUUUGCAUUUUGAAAGAAUUCUCCACUGGAGACUUUCUAUGGAACCCAGCAUCAUAUGGCUCAGUCUCUGAUGGCCAGCUCUUCCUUCUCCGUCUUCUUGAGAGAGACAAGAUGAAAUUGGGUUUGUUUUGGAAGCAUGCUCAUUUCUUCACACUGCUGCCCUAUGGAAGGUCCCUCUGCUUGAGCUUACAGUAGUGCACACUUUUUUGCUUGCGUGCCCCAGCCCACUGCCUCCAGCAGACCUUGAUGCGUCUGGAAGCAAGAUGACCUGAGCCAAAUGCACACCAUCCUUUGAUGGCCUCCCAAACCAACGUGCCUGUUUCCCUUCUUUUGGUGGGAAGAAUGAGCAUUACACAGAACAGUAUGAAUCCGUAUAUGACUAGAUUGGGAGAGCCAGCACCUAACAUAUGUAGGCUAGAACUGAAUUCUUAAGCAUGGCAUUGUCUGGUGACACAAAUUGCCCACAUCCUUUGUUUCCAGAGGAAAGAACCAAUAAUUCUCUCUCACAUUGGCAUCUGUGCUGGUAAUGCAAGUCCCUUAAUGUGCCCAGGAAGAGAGCCAAUGCCCAGUGGUCCAUGCCCUCACUCCAUCUCCUGCUAGAGCCCAGCACUGCAUGCCCCUCCCAGAAAGCCCAGAAUGCCUGAAAAUUGCUGUAAUUUUAUACCAUGUUCUAAUCAAUAAACAGAAC
Lynx canadensis (Canada lynx) is the source of this 1685-nucleotide messenger RNA. RefSeq names its product potassium voltage-gated channel interacting protein 1 (gene KCNIP1). Gene Ontology annotation, biological process: regulation of potassium ion transmembrane transport. The record is from RefSeq and is a predicted model, not a curated record. The transcript is spliced from 8 exons. Gene Ontology annotation, molecular function: potassium channel regulator activity; calcium ion binding; transmembrane transporter binding. Gene Ontology annotation, cellular component: voltage-gated potassium channel complex. Bases 235 to 885 code for a protein of 216 amino acids. Lineage: Eukaryota; Metazoa; Chordata; Mammalia; Carnivora; Felidae.